CUGUUUCCUUUAUCCUCUUCUUCCUCUUGGGCUUUGCGUUCGUGUCCAAACCCUGUUUUAAGCACCAAGCAAAUGAACCAGAGCAUAUUCCUAUGUGAUUUUGAAAAUGGCAUCUCCGUUAUAAUAAGAUAAACGAAGGUCUCUUUUCUCCACCACUAGUUCCCAUCCACUGUAGCCAAUCCUUGUCUGAUGAUCUAGUUUGCUGUUUCUUCCAACUCUCGUAGAGCCUCUCGUUCCUUCGUUAGAGUUCUUCCCUGAAAUGCUGACUGAAACUCAGCUCAAGCUUAGAAGUGUUCUCUCAUGGACUUUCUAACACUUCAACCCACUUUUAACUCUUUCUUUUUUAAUCCCACCACUAAACCUUUCUAUCCUAAACACUUGUCAUUCUUCAAGUUGACUCAUCUUUCCAAAUUUAGAACUUCUCCUAUUUGUUUGUCCUGUACAAGUCCUUCAAAUCGGCUAAAUCCCAAAUCAGACUGUAAUAAUAACGUGUCUUCUUUUAACCCUUUAUGGGUUUUUGUCCCAAUCUUGCAACGCGUCAAGGGGGUAGCUUCUUCUCAAACUAGGAAAUGGGUUUCUCGCCUACAAGCUUAUAGUGAGGAAUCGGAGAAAGCAAUGAACGGCUACAGUGGCAAUUACUUGCAAAACGGAGCUUUUGGAGUGGCUUUAUUGAGCGUUACAUCGAACGCUAAGGUCCGAUUUAGUCCCUUUGUGGCGACAUUGGCAGCAAACCCAACUUUUAUAUCGGGGUUGCUUGCGUGGUUUUUGGCCCAAUCGAUAAAGGUAAUAUUGAAUUUCUUUGUGGAGAGGAAAUGGGAUUUAAGAAUACUAUUUGCAUCCGGAGGGAUGCCAUCUUCACACUCUGCCUUGUGCACUGCUUUGACAACAUCAGUGGCGCUAUGUCAUGGGGUGGCUGAUUCUUUAUUUCCAGUUUGUUUGGGGUUUAGCCUUAUAGUUAUGUACGAUGCAAUCGGUGUUAGACGUCAUGCUGGAAUGCAAGCCGAGGUUCUUAAUAUGAUUGUUGAGGACCUGUUUCAAGGGCAUCCUAUCAGUGAGAGGAAGCUCAAAGAACUUCUGGGACAUACCCCAUCACAAGUCUUUGCUGGAGCUGUGCUUGGAAUUUUGGUUGCUUGUUAUUGUUGUCAGGGUUACUUAGUUGUAACCUAAGUCUUCUUCUGUGGGCAAUUUUGGUUCAGAUUUGCGUCCAUGGCAGUGAUUUUUCUGCCGUAGAUAAUCCCUGUUUGGCCUUCAGAGUUGAUGUAUUUUACUUUAUCCAAUAACUGGAGGAAAUCAAGAUUUUGAGAAACAGAAAUGGAAGCGUCUCUUCUGUCUGCAUUUUCUA
Molecule: messenger RNA, 1342 nt
Organism: Manihot esculenta (cassava)
Lineage: Eukaryota; Viridiplantae; Streptophyta; Magnoliopsida; Malpighiales; Euphorbiaceae
Exons: 2
Coding region: 301-1167 (288 amino acids)
Source: RefSeq, a predicted model, not a curated record